This is a messenger RNA of Nymphalis io (European peacock), 4063 nucleotides long. RefSeq names its product cell division cycle and apoptosis regulator protein 1-like. The transcript is spliced from 16 exons. The record is from RefSeq and is a predicted model, not a curated record. Gene Ontology annotation, cellular component: nucleus. Gene Ontology annotation, biological process: regulation of DNA-templated transcription. Lineage: Eukaryota; Metazoa; Arthropoda; Insecta; Lepidoptera; Nymphalidae. The coding region runs from base 177 to 3635 and encodes 1152 amino acids.
CUUAUUUGUUAGAAUUGUUCGAUCGUUCUUAACCGUAGCGUCACGCUCACGGUUUUAUUAUUUUGUGCAUGGCUUCUUCUUUAGCGGCCAUUUUGUCUAAGUUUUAAACAUUUAAUGUACGUUAUAAGAUUAAAAUAAAACAAAUGCCAAUUGUGACUGCUUAAUAAUAAUUCAUAAUGCAAUCUGGUAGCGGAACCAAAAACCCGCCAUGGGCUCGAUCCAACGUGAACACAAACAUGACCGGCAUGAAUCCCCAGAUAAUGGAUCCAAAUGCCGCAAUGAUGUCACAACAAGGUAUGAUGCCUUUUCAGCAAACCCAGGCAGUAUUUAAUCCAAGCAUGAUACAAGCGCAAGGAGGUAUGGCAAUGCCAAUGGCGGGACAAAUGCCAAUGAAUCAAAUGGCUCAAGGUCAAAUGUAUCCUGGAAAUGUUGUAGCUUAUCCUACACCCCGCGCUAUGAAUCCAAAUAUAUAUCAAAACAAUGCGCCUAAUCAGGCACAACAAUCAAAUGAACAGCGUGUAUUUACUGGUACAGUAACAAAGACUCACAACGACUUUGGUUUCGUUGAUCAUGAUGUAUUUUAUCAAACUUCUGUGUGUGCUAAAGGUGCAAUACCUAAAGUAAAUGACAGGGUACUAGUAGAAGCGUCUUACAAUCCUAAUAUGCCAUUUAAAUGGAAUGCAACUCGCGUUCAAGUUUUACCUAAAGGUGGCCCAAACCAAAAAGUUAACCCACCGAAAUCUAACACAUACAACGCUGUCCCACCCCCAUCUAAUAAAAAAUCUAUGUUAUCUCGCCGUGACGACCGUAGGGAUGAUAGAACCGCUCGUAGAGAUGACAGAAAGCGAUCUCGGACAAGAAGUCGGUCACGAUCACGGGAUCGACGUGACAGCCGUAAUCGCAGAGACUCUCCUCCUCGUAAACGACCAAUUAUCCAUCAGCCUUCACCAAUAAAAUAUGUUGUUCGAGUGCCUAGGAUACCUCUUGAUGUCCAAAAGAUUGAUGUUCCCACGCUUUCACAGAGAUAUACAAAUCUUUAUAUACCAUCUGACUUUUUCAAUGCAUAUGUAAAAUGGGGAGAAACUUUUCCUCCCCAAGCACCAUUUUCUAUAAAUAACCCUUGUGCAUACCACAUCAUGAGUAGAGAAGUGCCUAAUCCGAAUGCUAAUGAUGCUACUCUAGAACCACCAGAUGCAGACUAUAGAUUUUCAGCGAAGGUGAUGUUAAUCAGUAUGCCGACCUUGGAAAGCUUAUAUCAAAAAUGUGGACUCACAAAAGUUGAUGAAAAAGACAAACGUGCAAGCAAAACACCUUUACAUCCCACUCGAUUGAUUAAAUUCCUUGUUGGACAAAAGGGUAAAGGAGGAGAAAAUUUUGCUAUAGGUGGACCUUGGAGUCCUUCUCUUGAUGGAGAUAAUCCUGAAUCUGAUCCUGGAGUAUUAGUUAAAACAGCCAUUCGUACUUGCAAGGCAUUAACAGGCAUCGACUUAUCAAAUUGUACUCAAUGGUACCGAAUGGUGGAGUUUUACUACUGGCGCGAGGGCAGCGGCGGAAAAUCGAGACUCGAGUGUGUGGUGUUGUUCCUGCCAGAUGUGUGGUCCGCUCAGCCGUCGCGUAUCGAGUGGACGACGGUCCAGGAGCGGUAUAAGGCGGCGAGCGACGCGGCGCUGCGGCGGCUGGCCGGCGAGGACGAGUGCGAGCCCGCGCCCGCGCCGCCCGCCGGGAAGGCUGACAAAUCCCAAAUUGAGAUCGACGGCAAUGACAGUACGAUAACGAUUGAUGAAAAUGAUGACGAUGAGGAUGGCAAACCCGAGCCGACGCAUUACUCCAAAAUUGAUCUAAGGACGAUUAAAGUCGACCAACUAAGGCAAGAACUUCGAGCUCGAAAUGUUAGUUGUAAAGGUUUACGAUCACAAUUAGUUUCACGAUUAUCAAAACUUAUAAAAGCAGAAGAGGAAAAAGAAUCUAAAAGUGAUGAUGUUAUGGAAGUUGAGGAUGAUGAGCCAGAGGAAAAAAAAGAAACUGAAGAAGAACAUAUUGAAAUUAAAGACGAUAAGACUGAACCAAGUAGAGAAGAAGAAGCCCCAGUUGUCAUACCAGAUGAGAGUGAAGAAAAAAGUGAUAAGAAGGACAAAGACGAUGUAGAUAAAAAUAAGAAUAAAGAAGACAAAAAAGAGAAUAAAGAAAAAAGUGAAGAGAAAAAAGAAAAACCUAAAACAGAGAAGGAAACAGAUGAAGAAAAGAAAAAGAUAGAGAAAGAGAAGCAAGUCCUUAAGACCAAAUAUGAAAUGCCUAAUACCCCACACAUAAUUGUACACCCAUCAUCCUCUGCCAAAGGUGGAAAAUUUAGCUGCAAUGUUGCUACACUAUCACUUUUGCUGGACUAUCGUAUUACCGACAACAAGGAACACAGCUUCGAGUUAUUUGUAUUUGCUGAAUUGUUUAAUGAGAUGUUAAUGCGAGAUUUUGGCUUUUACGUCUACAAAACACUUUAUACAUUGCCCGAAAAAGCCGAAGACGUGAAAGAAAAGGACAAAAGUGUUGAGAAAUCUGAGAAGAAAGAAGAAAAAAAAGCCGAGCCUGAGAAAAAAGAGGAGAAAAAAGACGACAAAGAAAAGAAAGAUGACAAACGUGAUUUGCGUAAACGCGACAGGCGGGAUUCUCACAGCGACGACGAGCGCAGCAGCUCGCCUCGGCGCCGCAGCCGCGGUGUGGAGCUGCCACCGGACCCCUACCUGUUGCUGUCGCUCGUGUACUUCGACACGGCCCGCGGAGGCACCAUCACCCGCAAGGACUUGCAGAACCUCUUCAUGAGCCUCGGCCUGCAGCUCUCCAGGUCGCAGAUACGAAGUAUACUCGAGAAAGUCUGCAUCCGAGACAACUUCAGUUACAAGUCUCUCAUUCAAGCAAUUAAAGAUUUAGCAGCAGGAACACCAGAAGCCAUACAAGACUUGCCACUAGACAGUACUGUAGUAAACAAUGAAGUACCUGCGCAUAUUACUGAAUUAGAAGCUACAAUAGCUUCAGGCAAUCGAGAACUCCUACCGGUAUUUAACAAAGAUAACAACGAAGGUCAAACAUCUUCUGCAACCAAAGACGUCAGUGAUAGUGGCAUAGUGACGUACAAAUCGCGCGUGGUGGACGUGGGCGCGCUGGUGGCGGGCGCGGCGCGCUGGGCGGGCGAGCGCGCGCGGCUGGAGUCGGCGCUGGCGGACGCGGCCAGCGCGCUGCGCGCCGCGCGCGCCGCCGCCGCCUGCACGCAGCGCGCCGAGCGCGGCGCGCAGGUGCAGCUCAACGACGUGUGCGCCGCGCUGGCCGCCGCGCGCGCGCGCAUCGCCUCGCUCACGGCUAGCUCGAAAAUAUUCCAUUCUGCUCUUAAAAGCAUACAGUCAAAAGUUGAAGCGGUCGUGAACAUUAAAUAUGAGGACGAUGACGUUGUUGAAGUUUUCAAUGGACCAUCGAAGUUGGAAAAGGAAGAAAAGGAUAAAGAUAAAGUUGAAGAGAAACCUUCAGCAAAAUCUCCAGAAACUGAUAGCAAUAACACUGAAGAUAAUUCUGGUAGUAAAGAGAAACCAAAAGACAGUAAAGAAAGUGACAUAAUCGGUACAGAAAACAUGGAUCUCGACGACAAAUAAUACGAGAAAGUCAAGGAACUCAUCAGAAAUGCCUUUAAAAUAUUUACUAACAUGUAACAUGAAAGCAAUAAUAACAAUUUAUUAUUAAAGAUUGUAAUUUUAUUUACUUUUUUAUCAAAACUUUAAAAAAGUAAAUUAACAAAAAUAAGAAAUCAACAGAUAUUGGUAAAUAAAAAUAAAUAUAAUUUAUUCAUUAUAAUAUUCUUGUCAGUGUGAAUAUUAAGUCUCUUAUACCUCUUAUAUGUCACACACAUAUAUAUGUAUAUGAGAUGUCUUCCUGUUAAGCCUGAUGCGUAAUGCAUGUGAGACUACUAUGCUGUGUAUGGAGAAUAAUCUUAUGUUAUCAUUGUAUUUUUGACGAUGUGUAAUUGAAUUGCAUUUUGAGUAAUCCAAUUGUUUUGGUGGCCAUAAAAAUGUCACAUUACAAA